CACACACACACACACACAUGCACACACACAAACAAACACUCCCAGUCAUCACCUGAGUAUCCAGCCUCAGCAACACACUUUCUCUCUCUCUCUCUCUCUCUCUGUUGCUCGCUCUCUCUAACUCUUUGACCCGCUCACCAUCUAGUCGUGAGUUUGGAGGGGGGAAAGGGGAGACUUUUUUGGGGUCCUGACAGCUCCCUGGGAGAGGGGGGACGGAGGGAAAUGAAGAGUGCAUAAAACUCCACUGCUCAAAACUCACCAGCCACCGGAGCAUCGGCAGCUAGCAGAAAGCAAGAACAGUAGCAGUGGCAGCAGCAACAGCAGCAGCAGCGGCACCAGCAGCAGCAGCAUCAGCAGAGGGAAUUCAAAGACUUUUGAAAUUGUUGUGCUUUUGAGUCAGGACGCCACACCGGACGCCCAUCCAUCCAUCCAUCCGUCUGUCCGUCCAUCCAUCCGUCCGUCCACAGGACCGCCCCACUUCUGUACGGAACGUGAACGGACAGAGGAGUCCGUAGAAGAGCGCCACCAUGUGUGACUGCUUUCACCUGGCGUUCCCCAACUGGCAUGGCGGGCCAGGAGGCGCGGGAGCUGGGAGGAGGCUGAGAGGACCAGAACGGGAAACUGAAGAUGAUUCAGUAUGUGAGGAGCCACCAGAGUUUGUAGAGGGGGAGAGACCACGGCCACAGGGAUCGUCCCCAGUGGAGGAGUUUCCGGCUGCAGAGAAGUACAUCGAAAAACAGGGUGAGGACGACUUCUAUGACCCUGUCCACAAGACAGGCAGCAUCAAAAAAGGAAAGAAGGUUGGAUUUGGAUCCCUGUUCUGUCCCUCUGGUAGAAUGAGUGAGAUGGACGAGCUUGAGAAUGGAGACCCAAGCGUGCUUGUCCAAACCGCAAAGGAAGCCUGUGCUGAGGGCUUGGUGGUCACAGGAGGAGGGAAGGAUGGAAUCUUUAUCAAGGAACUAAAGCCGGACUCGCCAGCUUCAAAGAACCUCCGUGUCAAAGAGGGUGAUCAGAUCCUGAGUGCUACAGUUUACUUUGAUAAUGUGUCCUACGAAGAUGCUCUUCAGAUUCUAGAGCAUGCUCAGGCUUAUAAAAUGGACCUUUGCCUAAAGCGCAAACCACCAGAGCCCACAAUCCAAGACGAGGCAGAAACAGAUCGACCUGAGGGUGAAGGAGGCUCUCCAAAACUGAGGGGUCGCAAGCCGAAGAGACAAGACGCCAGAAUCUCAUGGCCAAAAUUCCCCUCGUUCAGCAAGGGGCGCAAAGGGUUUAAACGGUCCCACAGUACAUCAGAGGCUGAGGAGUCAAGGAAACUGGAGAUGAGCCCAACAACAAGUGACACAGAGUCACCAAUGAAAUCUCCACUGAAAUCCCCUGAUGGGAAAGAGAAGAAGAAGAAGAGGCUCAAGCUUAAAGUCAAGAUGAAGGGACUUAGAAGCAAGUCAGUGGAACAUCCCAGCAGAGAUGAUGAGCAGUCACUGGAGAUACUGGAAGGUGUGGAGAACCAGAUGGACCAAAGCGGAACCGACACACAAUCUCCUGAAAAAAUGCAACUGAUUGGGGAACCUCAAGUGGUGGAGCAGGAGGAUGUCGAAAGACAGGCUGCUAAAGCAGAAAACGAAUACACAUUCCCAAGCUUAACAGGUCCUGAAAUGGAAAAAGGUUUACAUAAAGUCGAGUUGAUCACACUGGACAACACACUGAAGACAACGGAUAUCACGGCUGCUCUUGCGGAGGACAGUCAAAAAGACAAGAGCAGCCCAGAAAGCGUUAAGACGAAGGAGCGGUCUGAGCUUCGCAUGCAUAUUCAAGGGAAGGAUCUGCUUGAUACUGUGAUAGAAGGUCAGACAAAAUCAUAUUCAUUAAGCCAAAUGGAACAAUCAACUAUCAUCAGGACAUCUGAUGCUUCGACCUAUGACAACAUUGUGAUAAGCCAAAGUGAUUUCAGCGAUCGUCAGAUGGACAUCAAUACCCAGUCAGCAAUUCAGGGGAAAAGAAUCACUGGACAUGGAGAGAUGGACAUGAGUAUGCCCAAAGUAGAUGUUUCACUCGACAUGUCUGAUAUAGGUUUAAUGAGGAAAUCUCCAGGACAAGGGACUGAAAAGCAAUGGAAAGAACCCGAGAGCUAUGGAAUUCGAACGAGAGGUCCUAUGGCGGACAUAGCAACAUCAAAGACAACAUUUGAUUCCCUAAAUGGAAUCCAGUUCUCUGGUGGAGGUAGUGCUACCAGUGAAAUGGACACAGACAGUGAGUUGAAAUUUGCUCAUCCAAAAGCUGUAAUUUCUCAACCUACAUCAGGGUCACUAGACACAAGUGUCACUGACAACAGCAAAGAUGGCAGAACAGAUAUAAAAGUUUCAUAUGUUUCUGGGUCACCAAUGGAAACAAGCAUUGGAAAAGUGCUGGCAGAUCUCAGUACCACUGAUGGCAAAGUUAACGCAGAAUUCAAACUGCCAAAAGUGGCCAUGUCUGACUCUGGUCCUUAUGAAUCAGUAAAAAUGACAAAAGUGGACAGCACUAGACCUCAGCUUCCGAGUCGGGAGGAACUGGAAAUUCCAGGUAUGGAGGCUGCAGCAGCACUAGCAGCACUACAGAUUCAGCAAAUGAAAUUACCCCAGAUUCAUGAAAGAGAUGACACCACACUGACUGAUGAGAUCCAGACAAAAUCUAGAUCGGAAAUUGAAUUCAACCUGGAAGAUGUGAAAGCACUUGUUGCCAAAAUGCCAACUUUCAAACUGCCAAGAAUCGACAUGUCAGGAAUUCACACACACAGGGAAAUAACACCCGAUUCAGAUAAAGCUGGAGCAACAUCUGAAACGUCCCCUCCUGAGCUCUCAGAAGCAAAGACGGAUGUGAGCCUUAAAUUACCUGACGAUACAGUGGAAGUAAUGGCAACACCAACAAUCAACAUUAAACUCAAAGAUCCAUCAACCUCAAUCAAACUUCCAAAUGUUGAACUGGCUCAUUUACAUGACCACGAACCAAUCACAGUAGCACAUACUGAAUGCUCAAAGACAAAGACUAAAUUGACUAAAGUGGGCAAAUCAACUGACAUGAAAUACAAGCUCCCAAAACGUGAGGAUAUUGAAAUUCCAGGAAUGGAGGCAAUAGUGAAAACAAAUGUUCAAAUACCAGAUGUCAAGUCAGGUAUAGAGAUCAAGAAACCUGCCACUUCGCCUUCCCAUUUAGCUGAGGGAAAAACAGAGACACCAGCCACUGAGACCAAGAAGGAGAAAAAAGACAAAAAAUCCAAGAAAUCAAAGAAGUCCAUUUCCAGCUUAGGUGUAACAAAGCCUGACAUUCGCUUCCCAGAUACUGGAAUUGAAUUGCCAAAAAAGACCACUUCCAAAGUCACAGUAGAAACCAAAGCUGUCUCUCAGGUUGAUGAUGUCCAAAUGAAAGGCCCAAAGGCCACAGUGGACAUCCAAAAGCCUGAAAUAGCCAAAGACAUUUCCAUCAAAGGAGAAGUGGACACUUCAAACAUUAGAGAUGUGGUAGAUGUUUCUGCCUCUGGUGUAACUGGAACAGUAACCACGGACAUGCCUAAAGUAGACAUCAGCUUGUCUCAGACAGAGGUGAAGGUAGAUGUCCCAGGUACAGACAUACAGAGUAAAGUAACAAUGCCAGAGGUGAACAUCGAUGUCAAAAGCCCAGUUGGGGAAGUUGAAGCACCUGAGAUUGACAGCAAGUUGAAGAAAAGGAAAAUAUCGUUUCCCAAAUUUAGCUUCUCCAAAUCUGAUGCCAAAACAGUUGAUGCCAAUGUAACCUCGCCCAAACACACAGAUAUAGAUGCCACUCCUCCCGAAAGUGAAACAAAGGACAAAAAUACCCCUGAGUCUCCAAGUAAAUUCAAACUACCUACUCUCAAAUUCCCUAAAUUUGGUAUGUCUUCUCAGCAUGGGUCAAUAGAUGAAGAAGAAACAGCAGCCAUUAAAAUGCCUGAAGCUGAUAUUGUGGAUGUAAAGCUGCCUGCACAUGAUGUCUCAUUGAGAGGGGACCAGACCAUUCCAAGUGUAGAAGUUUCUGUUCCAGACAGUGAUACAGUAGGUAAGAUAGAUGUAAACAAGCCACUAUCAAUAACAACAGAAGGGCCUGAAGUGAUUUUGAGCAUCUCACAGCCAGAUGUGGGCAUACCAUCUGUUGAUAUAUCAAUAAAACCAUCAAUAGACCUGGAGACAAAAGAAGUUGAGCAACCAUCAGCUGAACUGAAGGCCGAGCCAGUAGAAAUGGAAAUAAAAUCACAAGAGGGAAAAGGUUUCAAGAUGCCUAAAUUUGGAAUUGGAAUGCCCAAGGUAAAAGGACCUGAGAUAGAUAUAACUAUAACAAAGACACAAGUCCAAGUUCCGGAGGGGAAAGCAGAAGUUGAGGCUGAAGUAGCAGAUGCAUCCUCUGCAAAAGCAGUUAUUGAUGUGCCAGAUGUAGACAUUGACCUUCCCUCAGUCGACGUGAAAGAUGGGCCUGCAGACAUUGACAUGUCAGUUGAGGUUGAGGGCAAGGAUGGUGACGUCAAAAUGAAGAAAAGGUUUUCCUUUCCGAAAUUUGGUUUCUCUCGUUCUGAAUCGAAGGGAUCAGAUAUGGAUGCUGAGAUUUCAAAGGGAGAAACCACAGCCACAAUUGCAGAUGUAAAGGAGACAGACACUAAAACACAUGAAAGUGAAUCAGCAUCAAAGGAUAAAGGUAGCUCCCCAACCAAAUUCAAACUCCCAACACUUAAAUUCCCUAAAUUUGGCAUGUCUCCCACAAAAGUUCAAGCAGAAGGGAUAGACGUGGAUGUCGUCAAAACAAUACCUGAGGAAGAAAUUCUAGAAGUUACAGUUCAGGGACAUGAUGUAUCUGUAUCUGGAGAUAUAGCCACAAAGGAACUGAAACUCACUGCAAGUGCAAAUGUAGAUGUACCCGCUACUGAUGCAGAAGUACCAGAGACCAAAAUGGAGACACACGAACUGGACACAAAAACUGCUGAGGGGAGCAAGUUCAAAAUGCCAAAAUUUGGGAUUUCCUUACCCAAAGUCAAAGGACCCGAAAUAAGCAUGAGUGUAACAAAACCAGAAGUUGAGGUUUCUGUUCCAGAGGGAAAAUUGGAGGUAAAAUCUGGUGAUGCUGAAAUUGUAGUGCCAUCUGCGGAUGCAGAAGUUGGAGAUGCUGCAGGUUUAGAAGACAAAGGCAUUGACAUAAAAUUCAAGAUGCCACAGAUGUCGCUUCCAAAAAUUGGAAUCGCAAAACCAGAAGUCAAGGCCACUGAAAUAGAUGCAGCACCAAAAGUGGACAUUUCUCUGUCCGAUGGAGAAGUCAAAAUCAAAGAUGAUUUACAAGCACAGGUUAAAAUGGACAUCACUUCAGUUGAACAGAAGGUGGAUUUAAAAGAACCAGACAUAGAUAUUAAAGGUCCUGAAGUUGAAUUGAAAGACAGUACUGCCUUGUCAAGUUCACCAAGCAAGUUCAAACUUCCUUCUUUCAAAUUUCCAAAAUUUGGAGUUUCAACUCCCAAAGUCAAAGUUGAUACAGCAGAACUUACUGCUGAUGCUAAAUCUCCAGAGGUCAAGUUAACUGGAUUGGAAACAACUAUGCCUACAUUAGACUUGUCUGUGUCAGCACGCUUGCCAGAAACAGAUAUUUCUAUGCCAAAAGUAAAAAUUGAUGGUCAGAAGCCUCAUGUAGAUCUUGAUGUAAAAGUACCAGAUAUGCCUGAUAUGAAAACUUCCUCACUCCAAAUCGAUCCACCAGAGGCUAAUAUCUCUAUAUCUGCUGAGGGACCUUCUGUUAGCACUGAUAUUGUGAUCCCUUCGGCAGAUGUUCUAAAAGAACGAGAGAUCACAGUGAAUCCAGGAAAAAUAGAGUUAAAACUUCCCAAAGUUGAAGGGUCAGCACUUGAGGGCGAUGCUGAGAUAACUGAGACAAAUGUCCAGGGUCCUGAUGGAGGCCAGUUCAAAAUGCCAAAGUUUGGAAUUUCCUUACCCAAAGUUACAGUACCUGAUUUAAGCAUGAGUGUGUCAAAACCGGAUGCACCAGAAUCAGAGGCCAAAAUUGAGAUUAAAGUCCCAGAUGCUGAGAUCGAGGCACCCUCUAUUGAGACAGAACUGAUCCAAGCAGACACUAAGGAUUUAGAUGCUAAAAUGAAAAAGCGAAAGAUAUCAUUUCCAAAAUUUGGGUUCUCCAAACCAGAGGUCAAAGCACCAGAAGUUGAUGUCACUUUACCAAAGGUUGAUAUAUCACUUUCGGGGGGAGAGAUAAAAGAGCCAAGGGUUGAUGCUAACAUUGCAGAAGAACCUGAAAUAAAAGCUGAUCUGGAAAUUACCUCACCAUCAAAAUUCAAACUACCGACUUUCAAACUUCCAAAGAUUGGAGUUUCAGCAUCAAAAGGAGUUCCAGAGCUGCCAGAAGUAGACGCUCAGUUAGAAACAGCUGAGCUGAAGAUUUCAGGGAGUCUUCCAGUUAUUGAAGGUGAAGGACCAGGUCUGGAGGUAGUUGUUCCAUCUUUAGAUGUUUCUCUGCCUGAAGGAAGGGUCGAUGUAGAAGCCCCAAAGGUUGAUGUGGAAGCCCCUCUAACUCGAGGGAAAGUAGAUAUGCCUGUAGUAGAUGUAAAAAUGAAGAGACCAAGUUUUUCAUUUCCAAAGUUUGGCCUAUCAAGAGCAGAGGCAAAGGCUCUAGAAGUUGACAUUCCAGAGGGACAGGUUGAGGUCACCCAGACAGAUCUUGAUGCUAAGAUUUCAGAGGCUGAGGUUCAACUGAAAGAUGCCAAUAUCACUUCACCAACAAAAUUCAAACUUCCUACAAUCAAAUUGCCAAAGAUUGGAGUGUCAAGAGAUACAGUUGAGAUCCCAACUGCUGUUGAUGUCAAAGCACCUGAGGUCAGUCUUGGUGAUGCCAGCUUUACAAUUUCAGGAGAUACGCCAGUAGUUGAAGUUGAAGGCCAAGGAAUGGAUGUCAAGAUUCCAGAUGCCGAGGUGGACGCCGAGAGCCUAGACAUGAAGCUCAAACUCCCAAAGUUUGGAAUCUCUUUACCUAAAGUGAAGGGUCCUGAGGUAGAUGUAAGUGUGCCCAAAACAGAUGUGGACGUUUCACUCCCAGAGGUGAAGGCAGAUGUGGAAAUUCCAUCAGUUGAAGUAAAGGGAGAAUUACCUGAUGCCAGCCUAAAGGAUAUCAACAUAAAAGUGAAGAAACCUGGCUUUUCAUUCCCCAAAUUUGGAUUUUCAAAACCAGAGGUUAAGGGAGCUGAACUUGAUGUCAGUCUUCCGAAAACAGACAUUUCUGUAAAAGGGAAAACAGACUUGACGUUGCCUGAAGUUGAGGCAAGAAUUGCAGAAGGAAGCAUCGAAGCAAAAGACUCAAAAGGUAUUGACAUGAAAGUGAAGAGACCAAGUUUUUCGUUCCCAAGAUUUGGAUUUUCAAAACCAGACGUGAAAGCGUCAGAUAUUGAUACCAAAAUCCCAGAGGUCAACAUAUCUCUUCCAGAGGCAACAGUAGAGGUGAAAGCACCAGAAAUUGAUGUUAAGGUUCAGGGAGAUAUUGAACAAAAAGACGCAAAUAUUCACACCUCACCAUCAAAAUUCAAACUUCCAACUAUAACAUUUCCCAAAAUUGGGGUUUCAGCACCAAAGGUGUCAGUAGAAGCACCCAGUGUAGAUGUUGAUGUUAAGGCCCCUGAAGUAAAUUUACCAGAUUUAGAAGUUAAGGCUUCAGCAGAUGUUCCUGAAGUAGAUCUGAAAGGUCAAACCGUCCAGACACAGCUUCCCUCCAUAGAUGUCAGUACAGAUAUUGAAGCACCUGAGGUUGAUGGACAGGGAAGUAAAUUCAAGCUCCCAAGUUUUGGAAUCUCUUUACCAAAAGUGAAAGGUCCAGAAUUUGACAUCAGUGUAACAAAACCUGAAUCGGAUGUGUCAUUGCCUGAAGGAAAAGUGGAUGUUGAUGUUACCCUGCCUGAGGGGAAGAUGGAGGUACCUGCAGCUGACGCGAAGGGUGCUGAGGUAAAAAUAAAGAAACCAAGUUUUUCAUUCCCCAAGUUUGGGCUAUCAAAGCCAGAUGUUAAAAUUCCUGAUGUUGAAGUGAACGUUCCUGAUGUUGAAGUGAAUAUGCCAGAUGUUGAUUUGUCUCUACCAGAGGCCAAGGUGGAGAUUAAAGGUCCAGAGAUUGAUUUCAACAUUCCAGAAGGAGAUGUUGAACACAAAGACAUGACUAUUCAAACCUCGCCAACAAAAUUCAAAUUACCAUCAUUUAAAUUCCCCAAGAUUGGAAUGACAGCACCAAAGGGGUCAGUAGAAGCACCGAGUAUAGAUGUUGAUGCAAAGGGACCAGAUGUGAAUCUGACAGAUGCUGAGCUUGUCUCAGGGACACUUCCAGAUAUUGACAUCCAGGGCCAAAAUGUAGAUGUACAACCUCCCUCAGCAGAUGUCAGUGUAGAUGUAGAAGGAAGCAAGUUUAAACUUCCCAAAUUCGGAAUUUCUCUGUCAAAAGUAAAAGGCCCUGAAUUUGAAGUAUCUGCUGAAAAAACAGACGUGGAUGUCUCCCUGUCUAAAGAACUUGAUGUUGAUGUGUCACUACCUGAAUUGACAGCUGAGGCCCCUCAAGUUGACUCUAAGGGUAUUGAUGUGAAAAUCAAGAAGCCAAGUUUUUCAUUUCCAAAGUUUGGGUCAUCUAAGCCGGAGGUGAAAGUUCCUGAUAUGGAAGUUAACAUUCCAGAAGUUGACAUAUCUAUACCUGAGGUGAAAAUGGAAGUGAAAGAGCCAGAGGCUGAAAUCAAAACUCCAGAUAAAAAUAUCCACACGUCACCAUCAAAGUUCAAACUCCCCACAUUUAAAAUGCCCAAAAUUGGUGUUUCAACAUCAAAAGGGUCAAUUGAAGCACCAAGUGUAGAUAUUAGUGUAAAGGCAGCAGAGGUUAAUCUACCAGAAACUGAACUUAAAGUCUCAGGUGAAGUGCCUGAGGUUGAUUUCAAAGGUGUGGAUGUACAGCCUCCAUCUAUAGAUACAGAUGUGCAUGUAGAGGGACCUGAAGUGGAAAGCAGCAAGAUGAAGUUACCAAAGUUUGGAAUUGCCCUGCCAAAGGUGAAAGGCCCUGAGGUUGAAGCAAGUAUCUCAAAACCAGAUGUGGAUAUUUCUUUGCCUGAAGGAACAGUACAAGUGGAAGCGUCUUUGCCUGAGGGCACCGAAGUUCAAUUAGAAGGCACUGAAAUAAAAAUGAAGAGAGGGUUUUCAUUCCCAAAGUUUGGAUUUUCAAAACCAGACAUUAAAGCCCCUGAGGUAGAUGUCAGUCUUCCAAAAGUUGAAGUUUCUCUACCAGAAGGAAAAGUAGAGGUCAAGGAGGCACCAGAGGGAGAUGUGCAAUUAAAAGAUGCAGGUGCUGUCACCUCACCAACGAAAUUCAAACUUCCUACAUUCAAAUUCCCCAAGAUUGGCGUUUCCGCUCCAAAGACGGAGGUGGAUGUUGAUGUAAAAGCGCCUGAUGUCAGUGUAACAGACGCUGAAUUGAAAGUCUCUGUGGACAUUCCAACUGUUGAUGUCAAGGGCCAAGCAGUGGAUGUGGAAGUGAAGGCAGAAACCCCUGAAGUGGACACUAAAGGUAUUGAUGUAAAAACGAAGCGCCCAAGCUUUUCAUUCCCAAAAUUUGGCAUGUCAAAACAAGCAGUGAAAGCUACAGAUGUUGAUGUCACUCUUCCAGAGGCAGAUGUUUCUCUUCCCAAAGCUGAUAUUGAAGUCCAGGACACAGCAAUAAAUGUUGAAGUUGCUGAGAGUGAAGUUGAAUUGAAGGAUACCAACAUUUCUGGCUCACCAUCAAAAUUUAAACUCCCCACCAUUAAAUUCCCAAAAUUUGGCAUCACAGCUCCAAAAGUGACAAUUGAAACAGAAAGUCUGGAUGCUAGUAUAACAAAACCUGAUAUAAAUAUGCCAGAUACUGAAGGUGGUGUUGCAGGAGAUGUAUCAUCUGUUAUUACAGUACCUACUGUAGAUAUCAAAGCACCAACUGUUGAUGUCAACAUUAAGACAGAGGAUGUUGACAUAAAGGGAGAAGGAAGUCAGUUCAAACUUCCACAAUUUGGAAUAGAAUUACCAAAGGUGAAAGGCCCUGAGGUGACUGUAACAAAGACUGACAUGACUUUACCAGAGGCAGAAGUGGACAUUAAGGUGGAUGGUUCUGAUGCUGAAAAAGCCUCAGCAACAGUGAAGGUGGAUCUACCUGGUGUCGAUGCGAAGGGCAUUGCCGUUGAUAUAAAGAAACCAAGCUUUUCACUCCCCAAAUUUGGCUUUUCAAAACCAGAUGCAAAGACCCCUGAAAUAGAUACCACACUACCACAAGCAGAUAUGUCUUUGCCAGAGGACAGCCAUGGAGCAUCUAAGCUGGAUAUUGACGUUGAAGCUGAGGUGAAGGAUGCAACUGCCAGUGGGUCACCAUCCAAAUUUAAACUUCCCACCAUCAAAUUACCCACAUUUGGAGUAACAGUUCCAAAGAUUGAACCACAGGAGUCUGAUGUGCAGGUGAGGGUGCCCGAUGUACCAGAGGUUGAAAUGAAAGUAUCUGUGGAGCCUGUCUCAAUUGAUAUUCCCAUACAUGCACAAGAAUGUGAUGUAGAUGUAGAGACUGGAGGGGUGGGAACAAAGGGGCAUGGUAUUAAAUUCAAGUUACCUACAUUUGAUGUAGCACUCCCCAAGGUAAAAGGUCCAGAAAUUACAAUGCCUGAAGGAGAAGGUUCUUUACCAGAAUCCAAAUUGGAAUUAGAGGGAGCUAUGGAAGGUCCAUCAGUUGAAGCACAAGUAGACAUGCCUGAGAUUGAUGUGACAGCAAAGACACCUGGCUUUUCUUUCCCCAAAUUCGGCUUUGGUAAACCAGAAGUGAAGUCUCCUGGGCGGGAAGGAAAGACACCCCAAGCAGAUGUCUCAAAGCCAGAAGUUACAAGUGAAGUCCAAGAUGUGUCAUUAGGUAUUAGGAGUCCACAAAAAGAAAGUGCUACUUCAUCCCCAACAAAAUUCAAACUCCCAACAUUUAAGUUACCAACAUUUGGAGGUUCACCAGUAAAGAGCCCUGUAGAAGUGACUGUUGAUUCUUCUCUACCACAGGGAGCAGCUGAAGUCAAGAUGGCUGAUGCCGACAUCAAGGCAUCUGCAUCUGGGGAGACUACAGAUCUGGAUAAGAGUGAAAUCACAGUUGAAGUUAAGCCAAGGAUGUCAUUUCCCAAAUUUAGUUUUUCUAAACCAACAGUUAAAGCGCCUGAGGUUGAUUUGACACUACCUAGUGCAGCUGUUACUUUACCAGAGGAAAGUUUAGAAGCAGAAAUAGAUGUGAAGGCCCCAGAAACAGAAUAUAAAGAUGACGCAGCUACUGUCACUUCCCCAAGUAAAUUUAAACUUCCAACCAUUAAAUUACCCAAAUUCGGCACUAGCCCAAUAACUCCAACUGAGGUAGAGGUUUCACUUCCUAAGGUAGAUAGCUCAUCAACAGUUAAAAGCUCUGAAACUCAAGAUAUCCCAGCAGUUGAGGGAACAGUUGCAUCAGGUACAUCAACACCAACAGGAGAGGGAAAGGCUAUCGGAUCACCCAGCAAAUUUAAAAUGCCCACUUUCAAAAUGCCAAAGUUUAGUUAUUCGAGGACAAAGCCUGAAGAAGGCGCUAAGUCCCCCUCCGAUGCCAAGCCUGAGGACUCCCCAAUGGAGACAGGAGACAAAGACAGCUCACAGGUAACAGACACGUCACCCAAGUUCACUUUGCCCACAGUUAAGGAUGUUCUGCAGAGUUUUGAUGUUGAAUUCCAUGUCCCCACAUUAGAUGGAACAGAUGAAACAAAAGGAGAUACCCCUCAACCAGGUGAAGGAGAACUGAGGCCUGCGGUUAGUGGGUUGAAGCAGGACAUGGAAGCAUCUGUAGAUGCUCAAGAGAAAUCAAAGUUUGCUUUGACUUUCUCUACACAAGGAUUGACUCUGACGUCAAAGGAGAGUGGUAAAGUGACAAAGACUGAUGUAACUAUAACAGAGUGCACAAAAGAGGAACAGGUAUUAGAGCCUCAGACAGAGCAGAAAUUGCAGGAUACUAAGGAGCCACAGCCACAGUCAAGCCCUGAAAAAGGCAGCUGGUUUAAAUUCCCCAAAUUCCCAUCUCCAACCAAAUCUGUUAAACUCAUAGAGGGGGGUGUAGGAAAAACUAGUGAGGAGCAUGAGCAAAAUAUUGACAGUGACAACGUGGAGACUGACGUCAGUACAUCAUGGUCAGUGAGAUCAUCUGAUGCCUUUGCUGACGACAGCUCUGCGCCAACAACUGAGCAGAUCAUAACUUCACCAACAAGAGUCACAGUAAAAUAUGCUGAGCCAGUCUCGGCUGGAACAGGCAAUUUUACGUCUAAAAUUAUCACCUCCACUGCCAGGACCGAACUUAUAUCCAUGGAGCCCGAUCUGCCAGAAAAGGUGAAUAUCUCCUUUUCCUCUGACAGUUCAUCCGUGGAUACACUAAGGCAACAGUCAGGGGCAUACCACAUAAUCACAUCAAAUGUACAGACCCUUCCCAACACGCAGCAAGCUAUGCUCCUUUCAGGAUUGGAAACCCAAGCCCUCCAGUCCCUUCCCCUUGAGCAAUUAAUUGUCAAAACCACAACCUCCCCAUGGUCAGUACAGGAAACUAGCACGAUGCAAGAGGGCAGCAUAGUGGUAGAGAAGCGCAUCAUCAAGGAGGUGUCAGGCGAGAGCUCGGAGACCAUGGUGAUUACGCAGAAAACAUGCAUGCUCGACGCUGACUCUGGAGAGCCCAUCAGCAGUUUAGCAGCCUCGUCCUCUCAGGCGUUGCGAGACAUAGUGCGCACAGAGAAAAUGAAUUUUUUUGAAGGCAAAGACAUGCCACAGGAGAGCACUGUCGUGACUAGUGUUGUGACCACGGAGAAACGUGUGAUCAAACGCACCACUGAAGAAGAACAGGGUGAGAAAUGAUCUGAGGAAGAGGCCCGCAGUUGUGCACCAACUAGUUCAUAGUGCAUCAGUUCAUACUUCACGCACAUGUCUGUAGUUACACAAACAUGGGCAGGUCUAUGAUACAGUACAUAGUGUACAGGUGUGCAGCUUUAAUUUAUUAACAGAUACAGUAAAGUUUGUUGUCUUUGUUGAGAGCAAAUUGUUACACGUGUGUGCAUCCACUGCCAAAAGCUUGUAGACUGAAAAGAUACACUACCGUCUUUGUGAUGUGUAUUAUCAGUGGGUGUGGUUCUCUAUCUUAACAUAAUUUACAAUAAUUAUUCAGAAACCAUUCAAUGAUAUAUCAAUGAUAUGCACACACUAUUAAAAUAUUGAUGUCAGUUGUAGCAGCAGUGUAAUAUAUAAUGAAAUCUGUAUGGCUAAAAUGAAUAUUAUGAAACACUGUCAGCUUAAAAACAAGAAGGUAUAUUGAAGCAAAUAUUAUUAUUGAAAAAAAUAAUUAAGAUAUAGCUGAACAAAAUAUUUUAAAGCCAGAGUAUAAAGAAACACACUGAAUUUUCAACAAAAUGUAAAAUAAAAUGGUGAUAUAUGUUAUGUUGUAAAUAAAUUUUGUUUUAUUAA
This is a messenger RNA of Engraulis encrasicolus (European anchovy), 13505 nucleotides long. Its product is annotated as protein AHNAK2. NCBI's taxonomy places the organism in Eukaryota, Metazoa, Chordata, Actinopteri, Clupeiformes, Engraulidae. Bases 528 to 12902 code for a protein of 4124 amino acids. Gene Ontology annotation, cellular component: cytoplasm; costamere; nucleus. The record is from RefSeq and is a predicted model, not a curated record. The transcript has 7 exons. Gene Ontology annotation, molecular function: protein binding. Gene Ontology annotation, biological process: peripheral nervous system myelin maintenance; regulation of RNA splicing.